UUUUCAUCAGCUGGCGCGCUCGUGUUUUCGUCUUUAAAAUUCUUGUCUGAGAAAUUACGAUUUAAUUCAAUUUAUUGCAGUAAGUGUCUUGAUGCGAGUUGUAUUUUGCGAAAAUAUUUUACCCAAGUUUAUAAAUAUUUCUUGAGUAAAAUGCCGAUCACGCCGGUGCAGUUUGAAAGCUCUCGGGCCAAAGACCAGGCCCGACAGGACCUUCGAGAAGCAAGGGAACGAGCUAUGGAACAGGCAAAAUUAAAACACGACAGACGCGUUGCUGACGAAGAGAGGGCUAGAGAAAGAGGUGACGAUAAAUGGAUGCUUCCGUCGGUCGAAGCCCGGCUUGCAGAGGAGUCCGGCAAAAAGAGCAAAAAGCACAAGAAGGAGAAAAAGCAAAAGAAGAAAAAGAAGAAGCACAAGAAGGAAUCCAGUUCUUCAGACAGCGACACUGACAGCAAUUCUGAUGACGAGUGGGUUGUGAAAGGUGAGAAGAAAAGCAAGAAAAAGGAGUCAGCAAAGGAAAAACCGGCUGAAUCUGCUGGUGAAACGUCCAAGCCAGUUCGAGACGAUUGGAUGAUGCUGCCGGAUUUAGUUCCGUGCAUUACCAGGGAUGAGAUCAGACAAAGUCGGAAGCCCAAAGAGGAAAGAGAGGCAGAAGAGAAAAAGAAAAACGUUCUGGACAAUCCAGGGCAGUAUGAGAAGGAGUUGAAUCCAUACUGGAAAGACGGAGGAACUGGUCUGCCUCAAAUGGAGAAAAGUGACGAACUAAAACUUCCGAGCAAAACUGUGGGAGACCAAGGAACUGGCUGGCUCCGAAAAGCUCUGAAAAGGAUUUACGAACAAGCUGAAGAGACUGGAGAAGAUCCAGAAGACAUUGCUUCUGAGAGAUGGGGUUCCUUGGAGAAGCUUGAGAGUAUGAUUGCUGACGCCGAAGGACGCAAAAGAUCUGAAAUUAGAGAUAGUUUUCAUCGUGGCUCAAAAGGCCAAGGUUCACGUCCGAGAUUUGCACGUCCCCGAGAUGAUUACGAGGAACCGAGAGGGAGAGAAAAGGAAACUGGGCGCAGUAGCUUUCGAAAGCCUUCUGAUGAUGAUCUUGAAAGCCGUCCUGGACCGAGUUUCUCCAGAGGACGUUCCGAACGAGAGUGGGAUAGAGAUAAGGUGAGGGAUAAGAGAUCUCCUGACAAGACAAGAGAUAGGGGACGGGAUAGAAGGUCUUCAGAACGGCCCAGAGACAGAAGAUCGCCCGAGAGAUCUCGAGAUAGGAGGUCACCGGACAGAUCAAGACGGUCGCCUGAUUCACGCAGGGAGAAGAGGUCCCCAGACAGGAGAAGCUACCAAAGACCUCGGGAUGAUGAUUUUGAGGAGGAUCGGCGGAGAAGACCUGAUUUUGAUAGAAAAGUGGAUUUGAAGAACAAAUUUCAGAAACCUAGGGACGAAGAUGAUGGAUUCAGUUUAAAACCAGCUAGGUCUUCUGGUGGUGUUAAAAGUUGGCGCAAAAAAGCUGAAGAGCCUGCAAGAGAAGAAAAGCCGAAAGAGGAAGUUGCCACCACCUCGAGGAGUAGCAAACAAAGGUUACCUUCUUCAUCAGAAUCAUCCAGUUCUGAAGAGGAGGAACAACCAGAGCCUGCCAGACCGCAGCUUUUGACUGAAAAGGAAAUGAAUGAAAUUGGAGCAAAAAUUGUCAAAGCUGAAAUUUUGGGAAAUGACGCACUGGCAGCAAAAUUGAAGCAGCAGUUAGAGGAGGCAAGGACUUCGAGAGAAGAGGCCAAGGCAGCAGGCGUGAACCUGAAUAAACUGAAAGAAAAUAAAGAGGAAGUGGUCAUUCUCACAAAAACAGACUCCAAGGGUUUCACCAGGCCCAUUCAAGAGCCAAAGUACAAAGAGCCAACAGGUGGCAGACGCAAGAAGCAAAAGGUCGCCACUCACAACAAACAAGGCGAGAGGGAACGCUACUUCCCUGAUGACGACAAAUACUCCCUUCAAGAUAUUUUCACCAGGGAAAAACUCAAUACAGUUGAGGACAGCAAUAAUGAGUUUGCCAAACUGGUUUCCAAGGGUACAAAGCAUGCCGGGAAAGGAGAAUUUGACAUGGACGAGGUGUUUGAGGAGAAGGCGCGGAUGAAGGAAGCGGACGCCAAAACACAGGCCAGAGAAAGGGACCAAGCCGUGCGGGAACACCAGAGGGCAAGCAAUGCCCUCGACAGCUGUCAGUGGUGUGUUGACAGCAAGAAAAUGCUCAAGCACUUGAUCGUUGCUCUGGGAUCAAAAGUUUGCCUGUGUCUCCCUCCAUACCAGUCAUUGACAGAGGGACACUGCCUGCUGGUGCCAACCUCACAUGCUACCUGUGCAACAAUGCUGGACGAAGAUGUAUGGGAGGAAAUGCAAACUUUCAGGAAAGUCUUGACAAAGAUGUUUUUAUCAAAAGAUGAGGAUGUGAUUUUCUUUGAAAAUGCUCGGAACAUCAGAGGAUUUCCUCACAUGGUCAUGGAGUGUGUUCCUGUCGAUAGAGAUUCAGGAGCAUUGGCACCAAUUUAUUUCAAAAAAGCAAUUCAAGAGUGUGAGAUGGAAUGGGCUACAAAUGUGAAACUUGUAAACCUGGCUGGAAAAGGUCUUCGAAGAGCAAUUCCGAAAGGUCUGCCGUAUUUCGCAGUGAACUUUGGAACGGACGAUGGAUUUGGCCACGUUAUCGAAGAUGAGACUACUUUCCCACCAAAUUUUGCACAGGAAAUUAUUGGUGGCAUGCUGGACCUGGACCACCAGCUUUGGAGGAAACGACAUAAUGAAAAUUUUGAGGUGCAGAGGAAGAAAGUAGUGGCAUUUUCUAAAGACUGGGCUCCAUUUGAUUUUACAAGAAAAAGGAAGAGAGACAGUUCGUCCAGUUCAGAUUCAGACUGAUUGUUUUUCUUUGUAAUAUAUUUUGAGGCAUUUUUCCAUUUUCUAAAUGCAAUCACAAUAAAAAAAUACA
This is a messenger RNA of Neocloeon triangulifer, 2959 nucleotides long. Its product is annotated as CWF19-like protein 2 homolog. Gene Ontology annotation, biological process: mRNA splicing, via spliceosome. The transcript has 12 exons. Bases 151 to 2889 code for a protein of 912 amino acids. The record is from RefSeq and is a predicted model, not a curated record. NCBI's taxonomy places the organism in Eukaryota, Metazoa, Arthropoda, Insecta, Ephemeroptera, Baetidae. Gene Ontology annotation, cellular component: post-mRNA release spliceosomal complex.